UGACGUCAGCGCGGGCCCGCUCCCGUGCUCAGCGCCUAGAGCUGUCAUCAUUUUACCGGGAGAAGCGAAGGACAUCCGGAGACCGGCCGAGAGGAACCCGUCGCACCGCUUCUGGAGUGGACUGACGUGGACGUCUGACUGCUUCCUGUCCUGGGACUGACCCGCUUUUACCUCCUCCACUCGUUCUGAGGUCGAGGACGUCGGCACCAUUGGACCGACCACCACCGCCGUGUGUGUGAUACUUUAAGGACUGCUCAUGCAUCGUUUAAGGACUUGUGCGGCGCGAUUGCGUCCGCUCACCGCCUCACAGGCGGCUCAGACUUUUGGCCCGCAGCGGCCAAUCACAGGCACCUCCACUGGUGGCAAAAGGACGUUUCAGCCAAUCCGGUGCUACACGGCACCGGUGGCCUCUGAGCCAUUCCUAAAUGGGACAAGCUCCAACUACGUGGAGGAGAUGUACUACGCCUGGUUGGAGAACCCCAAGAGUGUACACAAGUCGUGGGAUGUGUUUUUCCGGAAUGCCAAUGCUGGUGCUCCUCCCGGCGCCGCCUACCAGUCUCCUCUGGCUCUGUCUGCGGCGUCGAGUCUCGUCGCCCCUCAGCUCUCCUCUCUGGUCGGCGCUCAGCCCAACGUAGAGAAGCUGGUGGAGGAUCACCUGGCUGUCCAAUCGCUCAUCAGGGCUUACCAGAUCCGAGGGCACCAUGUGGCCCAGUUGGACCCUCUUGGCAUCAUGGACGCUGAUCUGGACUCGUGUGUCCCCACUGACAUUAUCACCUCCUCCGACAAGCUGGACGUGGCUGUGUUCAAGGAGAGGCUGCAAAUCCUCACGAUCGGAGGCUUCUAUGGUUUGGAGGAGUCGGACCUGGACAAAGUGUUCCGGCUUCCCACCACCACCUUCAUCGGUGGCUCAGAGAGCGCGCUGCCGCUGAAGGAAAUCAUCCGCCGGCUGGAGAUGGCGUACUGUCAGCACAUCGGAGUGGAGUUCAUGUUCAUCAAUGACCUUGAGCAGUGUCAGUGGAUCAGACAGAAGUUUGAGACUCCCGGCGUGAUGCAGUUCACUCUGGAGGAGAAGAGGACGCUGCUGGCCCGCAUGAUUCGCUCCACCAGGUUUGAGGAGUUCCUGCAGAAGAAGUGGUCUGCAGAGAAGCGCUUUGGCCUGGAGGGCUGCGAGUCUCUGAUCCCCGCUCUGAAGACCAUCAUCGAUAAGUCCUCGGAGAACGGCGUGGAGAACGUCAUCAUGGGAAUGCCCCACAGGGGUCGUCUGAACGUUUUGGCCAAUGUGAUCCGGAAAGAGCUUGAACAGAUCUUCUGUCAGUUUGACUCCAAACUGGAAGCAGCUGAUGAGGGUUCCGGCGAUGUGAAGUACCACCUGGGGAUGUACCAUCGCCGCAUCAACCGCGUGACGGACAGGAACAUCACGCUGUCUCUGGUGGCGAAUCCGUCUCACCUGGAGGCCGUGGACCCCGUGGUUCAGGGAAAGACCAAAGCUGAGCAGUUCUACUGCGGAGACACGGACGGAAAAAGAGUGAUGUCCAUCCUUCUCCACGGAGACGCCGCGUUCGCUGGUCAGGGCAUUGUCUACGAGACCUUCCACCUGUCUGACCUGCCGUCCUACACCACACAUGGCACCGUGCACGUGGUGGUCAACAACCAGAUCGGCUUCACCACAGACCCUCGCAUGGCCCGCUCCUCGCCGUACCCAACGGAUGUGGCUCGCGUCGUCAACGCUCCCAUCUUCCACGUGAAUGCCGACGAUCCCGAGGCCGUCACCUACGUCUGUAAGGUGGCGGCUGAGUGGAGAGCCACCUUUCACAAAGACGUUGUGGUCGACCUGGUGUGUUACCGUCGGAUGGGCCAUAACGAGAUGGAUGAGCCGAUGUUCACUCAGCCGCUGAUGUACAAACAGAUCAAGAAGCAGAAGCCUGUUCUGCAGAAAUACGCUGAGAAGCUGAUCGCAGAGGGAGCCGUGAGCCGGCAGGAGUACGAGGAGGAGAUCUCCAAAUACGAUAAGAUCUGCGAGGAGGCAUAUGCUCGCUCCAAAGACGAGAAGAUCCUCCACAUCAAGCACUGGCUGGACUCCCCAUGGCCCGGUUUUUUCACUCUGGACGGUCAGCCAAAGUCGAUGAGCUGCCCCUCCACCGGUCUGACUGAAGAAGACUUGAACUACAUCGGGCAGGUGGCCUCGUCCGUCCCCGUGGAGGACUUCACCAUCCACGGAGGUCUAAGUCGUAUCCUGAAGAGUCGGGCCGAAAUGGUCAAGAACCGGAUGGUAGACUGGGCUCUGGGGGAGUACAUGGCCUUCGGAUCGCUGCUGAAAGAGGGGAUCCACGUCAGGCUGUCAGGGCAGGACGUCGAGCGAGGGACCUUCAGCCACCGUCACCACGUCCUCCAUGACCAGAACGUGGACAAGAGGACCUGCAUCCCCAUGAACCACCUGUCCCCGGACCAGGCGCCGUAUACUGUGUGCAACAGUUCACUGUCGGAGUACGGUGUACUCGGCUUCGAGCUGGGUUUCGCCAUGGCGAGCCCGAAUGCUCUGAUCCUGUGGGAGGCUCAGUUUGGAGACUUCCAAAACACGGCACAGUGCAUCAUCGACCAGUUCAUCUGCGCCGGUCAGGCCAAGUGGGUGAGACAGAAUGGCAUCGUGCUGCUGCUGCCACACGGCUUGGAGGGCAUGGGUCCUGAACACUCUUCAGCUCGUCCAGAGAGAUUCCUCCAGAUGUGCAACGACGACCCAGAUGUGUUGCCUAACAUCACCGAGGACUUUGCCGUUCGUCAGCUCUACGACUGUAACUGGAUCGUGGUGAACUGCUCAACUCCUGCAAACUACUUCCACGUUCUCAGACGGCAGAUCCUGCUGCCCUUCAGGAAGCCCCUGAUCAUCUUCACUCCCAAAUCUCUGCUCCGUCACCCUGAGGCCAGAUCGAGCUUUGACGAGAUGCUGCCCGGAACUCACUUCCAGCGGCUGAUCCCUGAGGCGGGCGGAGCGGCGGAGCGUCCAGAUGCGGUGACAAGGUUGAUCUUCUGCACGGGGAAGAUUUACUAUGAGCUGACCAAAGAGAGGAAGACCAGAGGCUUGGAGGACACGGUGGCCAUCACUCGCAUAGAGCAGCUCUCCCCAUUCCCAUUCGACCAGGUGAAGGCAGAGAUAGAGCGCUUUCCCAACGCCCACCUGAUCUGGUGUCAAGAGGAGCACAAGAACCAGGGUUACUAUGACUAUGUGAAGCCUCGCAUCAGGACCACCACUCUGAAAGCCAAGCCCGUCUGGUAUGCUGGCAGAGACCCGGCAUCAGCUCCAGCAACAGGAAACAAAAACACUCACCUGACAGAACUGCGGCGUUUCCUGGACACCGCCUUCGGCACAAACGCAUUCAAAGACCAGCAGUGAACAUGUGAAAUGUAACACCUGGAAUCAGCCCUCAUUUGUCUCACCUGAAUUCACGCACACAUCAUACAGUUAGUCCUUUGUGUGGCUAAUCACACUGCACAGGAGCAAACAGGAAAACAGCAGGAACUCCAUCCAAAAAAUCAGAUUUAACAGAUCACAGCAGGAGGUGGAGCGUCAAAUAUCUCCUUGGAUUCAAAUUUAAACUUUAUUUUUCUGGUCUGUAACAGACAGAAACAGCUAACAAAAAUAUAACUGUAUUCACAUAAUAAAAAUAAUAACAGAUGAAAUGAGCUGCAGUUUGUUUUUAUCCUGAUUUCUUCAGUUUGAUGCCGGUAAAAGUGGCUGAAUUCUCCAUCAGAAGCUCCUCAGGUUGGGAUCACGGUGCCGCUGAGGAAACCUUAAAAUCAGUCAGAUUCUCAGUGAACUCCUGAACUAAGUCUAAAUAUUUUUGAAUGAACUUUGGUAUUCUUCUACUCAGUCAAAAACGUCUGGGGAAAAAUCUGGAAGUUGAACCUCAUUUCUCAUAAUGACUAAUAAAAUUUUUCAGCUUUGUGCCGGGGACAGGACAUUUGAGUUAGCAUUGUUAGCGCUCCCCAUUCAAAACUGAUGGGAGCCCGGCUAGCUGCAGAGAGCAGGUGUUUUUUUGUUUUUUUUCCCCCACCUUUCAGCAGGUGUGUUCACUCACUGAAACUCAAAUUAAGCCGACGACACAGAAAUCAGACGUUUCAGAAGUCCAUUGAACUGUCUGAUUUUAGGCUUCCCUCAGUGUCACAGUGAUCAUUUGUACACGUGUUCAUGUGAAAAAGGAGCUGUUGAUGGAGAAUUCAGCUGCUUUAAAAGCACCACAUCAGGGUAAAAACAAACCCCAGAGAGAAAAAUGGGAGCUCAUCAGACCCCUUCCCUUUACUGGCCCUCAUCCAAUCUGAGUGAACCGGUACGGUAUUAGUGCUGAGGUCAGCUUCAGGCUCAGCUUCACCACAAACAACGAGGCAACUCAGCUUCAGCAUCUUCCUUUGAUUCAGGAUAAACAUUCUGGGGAGUUUAAACUUUUUUUUAAGGUGAUUUAAAAUAAGAGGUUCUAAAACUCUAAAACUCUAAAACUGGAAAGCAAAGAAAGGAUCGUGACACUGACAAAAACCUGUGAGGGUUUCAGAGGUUUAGGUGUGUUUGUGAAUGUCCAAAUGAUAAAAGCUGGUCAGAUCAGAUAAGUGCUGAGUAAAAUCUACUCUUAAAUGGACAAACUGUUUACUGAAGUCUGGAAGGUUUCGAUCAGAAGUCAGAUUCAUGUGCAGAGAAUAUGAAUUUGUGACUUAUAAAGUCGGACCUGAGAGAUAAAAGAUGAACAACAUGUAGUCUUAAAUUGGAUGAUUUUUCAAUAGUUUGGUAUGUUGUGCUCAAAUAUUUGAAAUAUUUGGCUAAAAAGCACUGUUGUAGUUACAGUUGGGCUUUUAUUUAUUCUUUAUAGCUGAUCAAAUCCAGCUGUGGGGACACUUUUGUUUCCAAAAUUUAAACACAAGAAGCAACGUGAGACCUAAAAGUCUAAAAUUGGUAAAAAUUUUCUAUGAGUUCUGGUCUUUUCACCAGAAUUCGUAGAAAAUUUUCACAAGAGUGAAAAGGUUAAGCAGCCACGCAAAGAUCAAAAAAUAAGAAUUUUGAAUGCAAAGGCUAGAUGCUCAGAUCAAGUCUUCCUCAAUAAAAUGUCUUAAAUUGGGGAAACUUUGAAUGAAGUCUGGUGCAAUUAGUUCAAGACAUUUUGGUGAUCGAUAUGCAGCCUCUGUCAACAGUUGCAACAAAAAGCUCCUUAGGCAACAUUAAGUUUUUUUUUUGUUUGUUUUUUCCUUACUGAUGCAGCUUUGCUUUAGAAAAUGUUCUAGUGGAGUUGAGCCUGAACGACCUUUGACCUCACCGUUCUCACACACACACACACACACUCUUUCACAAUGUCAGGAGGUAAUUACAGAACAAAGGUUUCCUCUCUAGUCCACCUUCAUCCUCCUCAUCAUUAUAGGAGCCGUUCUUCUUCUUUGCACAGAAAUCCUGAAGAGUUGCAGAAACUUUUGAUUAUUAGCUUUUUAAAGUGCUCGUUGGCAUCAUCAGCGCCACCUGAUGUGAACCAGAAUCACUAAAGGCGACAGGUGGUGGUUUUUUACCUGUCGGCAGGUGUGUCCGUGUGUCAUUAGAGGCAGCGCUGAACAUAGAUUUUAUUGUCUUUUACUUUGAAGGGUUCUUUUACGCACUGCUGAUAAUUGAUUUGACCCCCUGGCUUCUGUCCCCCCCCCCUCCGCGAGCGUGCAUCCCGUGCCAAAAUGGACCGCGAGCGUUUUUAGUGUUUUUUGGCGUCCGGCAAGCAGUUGAGCGAUUAAAUGGUCCGCUGCUGGUGGCGUUCUGCGAGACAAAGAAAAUGAUUUAUUUAUUUUCAUAAAAGGGGAUUGAACUUCUCUGCAUUAUAUUGCUUCAUUCAAUAAAGAAAUCUGUAUGUA
This is a messenger RNA of Archocentrus centrarchus (flier cichlid), 5868 nucleotides long. Its product is annotated as 2-oxoglutarate dehydrogenase, mitochondrial-like. Gene Ontology annotation, biological process: tricarboxylic acid cycle. The record is from RefSeq and is a predicted model, not a curated record. Gene Ontology annotation, cellular component: mitochondrion; oxoglutarate dehydrogenase complex. The transcript has 24 exons. Bases 257 to 3388 code for a protein of 1043 amino acids. Lineage: Eukaryota; Metazoa; Chordata; Actinopteri; Cichliformes; Cichlidae. Gene Ontology annotation, molecular function: oxoglutarate dehydrogenase (succinyl-transferring) activity; thiamine pyrophosphate binding.